Acanthocheilonema viteae is the source of this 1293-nucleotide messenger RNA. The record is from the annotation of a GenBank genome assembly. NCBI's taxonomy places the organism in Eukaryota, Metazoa, Nematoda, Chromadorea, Rhabditida, Onchocercidae.
AUGCAAAGGAUUGGUUCGUUCAGUGAAACAAUGCAAAUUAAAGUUCAUACUAACGAGGAGAUUUUGAAUGAAUUAACUAAUUUACAUAAGAAAUAUCCACAUAUAACAUAUUUGUACGAGAUAGGCAAAUCAGUGCAAGGCAGACCACUGACUGUACUAGCUAUUGGGAAAUUCCCGAUGAAGCAUAUCCCAGGAAUACCGGAAUUUAAAUAUGUUGCUAAUAUUCAUGGUAAUGAGAUAUCAGGUCGAGAAUUAUUGCUAUGUUUGGCAGAUAUUCUACUCAUUAAUUAUGGGAAAAAUGAAGUAUUAACAAGGCUUGUAGAUAGGACACGAAUUCAUCUCUUACCAACAAUGAAUCCGGAUGGAUUUACGGAAGCUAUUCCGGGAAGUUAUGGUUGGCUUCAGGGUCGAACAAAUGCUGCUGAUGUGGACUUAAAUCGAGAUUUUCCACAACGGCUGAAUCCAACAAUGAUCCGAAAUAUUCAACCGGAAACCAGUGCAGUUAUGCAGUGGACAAAAUCAAUACCAUUCGUUUUGUCAGCAAAUUUGCAUGAUGGUUCAAUGGUGGUUAAUUUCCCCUAUGAUGAUGGAAGGGUCGAAGGUAUCGAAGCAAAAACAGGUGAUCACGAACUCUUUGUGGUACUUUCUUACUUAUAUGCUCGAGCACAUAAAUAUAUGUGGAAGAAGGGGCCAAGGUGUAUUAAUCAACAUGAUGAUGACGAUCUCAAUGAAGGAAUUACAAAUGGUAAUAAAUGGUACCGCGUUUCAGGCCAGUUUUUUUCUUGCUUGUUAUCUUCGAAUAGUGGCAUUGUUGAUGGCGGGAUGCAAGAUUGGAAUUAUGUAUUUGCGAACUGCUUCGAAUUAACAAUCGAAAUGAGCUGUGUAAAGUAUUCAACUAACGACCAAUUGAAGGAAAUAUGGAAUGAUCAUAAAUUUGCUUUAAUUUCUUUCAUUGAAAAGAUUCAUCAUACGAUUUCUGGCUUUGUGUUGGAUGAAAUAACUGGUACCGGAAUAUCGGAUGUUCAAAUUUCAAUCAACAAUCUUGGCAAGGUUAUAAUAAGUAGUACCGAUGGUGACUUUUGGCGUCUGGUAAUACCUGGCAUCUACAAUGUCAGCUUUCAGCACUUCAAAUAUGAAACAGUUGUAAAGACUGUUACUAUAAGCAAGAAAAAGCCCUAUGAAUUCCUUAAUGUAACAAUGCUUCGAAAGAGGCAUACCAGAAAUUUUACCGAAGUUUAUUUAACUAAGUCCCAAGUUUUUCUACCUUUAAUUGUAUUAGUUAGGCGUACAUAA